AUGUCUGGGCACACAGAUACUAGUCUCUCUCACAACACUCUGCCCGGGCCCAUUGAUACUAUUCUCUCCGAUGACACUCUGGGUUCCAUCGAGAUAAGCGGCCUAGCGAAGGCGAACAACGGAGAAUACGUCGCACUGGAGAUCCCUCGAGAGCUUCCGGACCCGCUCUCGAACGAUCUCAAUUAUCCUCACCGUGACCGUCUCCAAAACCGCGAAUUCCCGAGUAGCGACGGGAAGAAGCCGGCGCUGAAGCUGAAGUUGGGUGAGCUCCUUGGGGAAGGGAGCUGCGGGUGGACAUACGCAGUCGAGGUCAUCCCUCCUCCUUCCGGAUACACUUUCACCAUACCUCACCCCCUCGUGGUCAAGAUUGCAAAGCAAACUGAAGGUCGACGGAUUUCGGAGGAGGCUGACGUGUACGACAUGCUCAAGCCCGUACAGGGCAAGGCGACGGCCUGGUGUUACGGGUAUUUUCGUCGUCCAGUCAACUUGCAGGAGCUCAGUAUCACGCCCUGGGACCCUGAGACCACCUUCCCGAGGUCUAAAGAGACGUUCGACGUCCACAAUAUGCCUCACCCCUGCGCCAGUCUUAGCAUCCUACUCCUGGAGAGAUUGGGAAAACCCUUGAGCGAGACUGUCGAUCCGAGCAGACCGGAUUCGCUGCGGAACAUACCAGAAGCAGUACUGCGCGAGCAGCUCAUGCAACUGUGUCGCGACGUGUACCAAUGUCGCAUUGUUCACCUAGACAUAAAGCCAUCAAAUAUCCUACGAGCAUCUUUGAACGCCCCCGCCCCCGCAUCAUCCACCGACAUAUCCAGUCCAGUAAACCUGUGGCGCCUGGUGGACUGGGAUCAGGCUCAGAAGGUGAAGUGGCCUCUAAGGUAUUCUGAACCAUACAGCUUUACCAUCGACGGCAUGAUGGAUCUAGUGGUUCCGAAGUUCUACGCAUACGAGGAUGAACUCCAAAUGGAGGAAGAGCGGGAAGCGAAGAAGCUCGAAAUGACGAGGCUGCGCAAAGUUGGGAGUUCCGCAUAG
Trametes versicolor FP-101664 SS1 is the source of this 1032-nucleotide messenger RNA. RefSeq lists its product as uncharacterized. NCBI's taxonomy places the organism in Eukaryota, Fungi, Basidiomycota, Agaricomycetes, Polyporales, Polyporaceae. The coding region runs from base 1 to 1032 and encodes 343 amino acids. Gene Ontology annotation, molecular function: ATP binding; protein kinase activity. Gene Ontology annotation, biological process: protein phosphorylation. The transcript is spliced from 3 exons. The record is from RefSeq and is a predicted model, not a curated record.